AUGUUAAAUGGAGUGUUUGAUGAAAACCAAGGUGUUGUCAAGUCAUACUGUACACAAUAUAUGACAUCGCAUUUAAUGAACUAUAAGGAUGAAGAUAGCUCUUUUAUGGAUGGUUGUACCAAUGCUUCCAGCUAUAUAACAACUAUUAAUUUAGAUCCUAAUAUAAAUAAAUAUCCAUUUUGUGAAUAUACUAAUUACUGGUUCUAUGGUAAGUUGAAAUCAACUGAUAAAAUUACAAACUAUAAGACAUUAUUAGAGAAGUUUUUUGGGGAACUUGUUAAUUUCGAUGAUUGCAUAAAUAAUACGGAAUCUAUUGACGACCCUAAAUAUAAUUACAUUAAUAAGUUAGAUGAAAUGUACGACAACUUUUAUAUUUUUAAAAAAGAACCUUCACCUGAAGAUGAUAAUCCUUGUGACAAAGGUAAAAAAUGUGUCCAAGAUUAUAAGAGACUUGUGAGUACAUGUAUGGAAAAUGGUAUGAAUAGUUUUUGUAAUGAACUAGAAAAUUUUCGAGUAAGUUUUAAUGAUCAUCUUAAAUCAAAAAAUAAAUGCGAAAAUAUAAAAGAAUUACCAUCAUUCCAAGGAUCUCCACUAGCUCCUGCCAUUUCAAUACCAUUUUCUGUUGGUAAAUUAUUUGUACAAAAUUAA
Plasmodium cynomolgi strain B is the source of this 648-nucleotide messenger RNA. RefSeq lists its product as hypothetical. The transcript is spliced from 2 exons. The record is from RefSeq and is a predicted model, not a curated record. Bases 1 to 648 code for a protein of 215 amino acids. Lineage: Eukaryota; Apicomplexa; Aconoidasida; Haemosporida; Plasmodiidae.